GUCUUUUUGCUGGAAGGGAACUAGCUGCUACAAAAUGACAAAUUCAUAAAGGCUCCUAUUACAGUGAAGAUCACGUACAAUACACAACACUGUAUUUGUCAGUAAAGGAGAAACAUUAUAAGAAUAUCUGACAAGUUCAGUUGCUGAACAAGACAAUGUCGGACAAGAACCAAACCUCAGACCUUCCGGAUGCACACCGAGGGCGUCUAGAGGAAAACCCGGGCACUGGGCUAUUAAAUGUGAAGGAAGAAGAUGAGACAGAUGACAUGAAUAGUCAUCAGACUGAAAUACAUUGCUCCCUCCCUGCUGAUGAAGAUAACGCUGAUAUAGUGAAAGUUGAGAUAACAGAAGAUCUGUGGUUGAGGCAUCAGCUGGAAGCACCAGAUGAGGAAACCAGUGACAGUAUCAGCCCAGGCCGUAUGGAUGUGAUGCCUUCAGAUGGCUCAGCGGUUGAGCACGGAGGAGAACCUUAUGUGUGUAAUUACGUGAAGACUGAGGAGGAUGAAGUUCCUAUAAAUACGGCUACAGGUGAAUUUACAAACUGCAGUAAUCCUAGUCCUAGCCAUGGUGAAAAUACAGAAACUUGUUUCAGUCUUCUUCAAAAUCAAAGUAGCAACGUGGGGAAUUUAUGUUCUGAAUAUGAGAAAUUUUAUACAAGGAAAUCAAAUCUUUUAAGACAUCAGAAAAUGUAUACAGGAGACAAAGCAUUUUCGUGUGCUGAAUGUGGGAAAUGUUUUGCUCUGAGAUCACAUCUCAUUAGACAUCAGAAAAUUCACACAGGAGAGAAAGCAUUUUCAUGCUCUGAUUGUGGGAAGAGUUUUACUCAGAAAUCACAUCUUAUUGGUCAUCAGAAAAUUCAUACAGGCGAAAAAGCAUUUUCAUGUUCAGAAUGUGGAAAAUGGUUUGCUCUGAAAUCACAUCUUACUAUACAUCAAAAAAUUCAUACAGGAGAGAAAGCAUUUUCAUGUGCUGAAUGUGGGAAAUGUUUUGCUCUGAAAUCCCAUCUUAUUAGACAUCAGAAAAUUCAUACAGGAGAGAAAGCAUUUUCAUGUUCUGAAUGUGGGAAAAGUUUUAUUCAGAAAUCACAUCUUAUUGGCCAUCAGAAAUAUCAUAUAGGAGAGAAAGCAUUUUCAUGUGCUGAAUGUCGGAAGUGUUUUACUGACAAAUCAACUCUUAGUAGACAUCAGAAAAUUCAUACAGGAGAGAAACCAUUUUCAUGUGCUGAAUGUGGGAAAUGUUUUGCUCUGAAAUCACAUCUUAUUAGACAUGAGAAAAUUCAUACAGGAGAGAAAGCAUUUUCAUGCUCUGAAUGUGGGAAAAGUUUUAUUCAGAAAUCACAUCUUAUUGGCCAUCAGAAAAAUCAUAUAGGAGAGAAAGCAUUUUCAUGUUCUGAAUGUCGGAAGUGUUUUACUGACAAAUCAACUCUUAGAAGACAUCAGAAAAUUCAUACAGGAGAGAAAGCAUUUUCAUGUUCUGACUGUGGGAAAAGUUUUAUUCAGAAAUCACAUCUUAUUAGACAUCAGAAAAUUCAUAAAGGAGAGAAAGCAUUUUCAUGUUCUGAAUGUGGAAAAUGUUUUACCAGCAUAAGAAAUGUUGUUACUCAUCAAAAUCUUCAUAUGAGAGUGAGAGGUUGUUCGUGUUCUGAAUAUGGGAAAAGUUAAGCUCAGAAAUUAAAACUUAUUGUGCAUCCGAAAAUUCAUAUGGGAGAGAAAGCAUUAUGUUUUGCACAGCAAACCCCUAUGCUAACAUCAAAAGUGCAAAAGCCUUUCCCCUAGUUGCAUAAAAAGCAUUGUAUUGAAUCAUAACAAAAAUAUAUUUUUUAUUCUUUUGAUUUCCAAUGACUAAUUUUUAUGCAAAAAUACUGAAAUAUUGUCCAUUUCUGUUUAUUUUAUAAAGUUUACCUAAUAUAUUUAUAAAUCCAUAAA
This is a messenger RNA of Bombina bombina (fire-bellied toad), 1925 nucleotides long. Its product is annotated as gastrula zinc finger protein XlCGF57.1-like. Lineage: Eukaryota; Metazoa; Chordata; Amphibia; Anura; Bombinatoridae. The coding region runs from base 156 to 1661 and encodes 501 amino acids. The transcript is spliced from 6 exons. The record is from RefSeq and is a predicted model, not a curated record.